ACCCGCCCACAGCUGACCACGUGGUUGAAGGCGGAAGUAGAUUACAAAUAGAACUUGACCUCAAAAGCAGGAAACACAUGCUGGUAAAAUGUGUACUGUAGUAGUAUUAUUGUACGUUAUUUAAUUUAAGAGCAGUACAUGCACUUAUUGUUCUAAAUGGAUCCUAAUCUGCUGCAUUGGAAGAGCCAGGGACAGUCUUUCUUCAGUCGACUACGGAUCUGGGUUAAUCUCCUUGAUCCAACUAUCCUGCUUUCCUCUGAUGCGGAAAUAGAGAAGGCCCACAGUCUUCUUGGAAGUGGAGAGCAACUAAAUGAAAAGGAUGGACAAGCACCGACCCUCUCACUUUCGUCCGUCCACGCUGAUUCUGGUGCUGUUCUUCCACUAGUUUUCCGCCCUGCAGCAUUGUUGCCAAUAUCAGCACCUCUGGUGGUUGCCAGCUUUUUGCCACACAGUUAUGUCAAACCCGCUCUGUUUUGGCAGUUUUUGCUGCAGAGUUACAGUGCUGGGUUCAACUAUACAAAUAGAAAUUCUUCAUCAGAGCAGAGUAAGAAAAUGUCUCUGAAGCAGCUUCUAUUGAUCACUGGAACGGUUUCCUAUGCAACAUGUGCCGGGGCCCUUCCUCAAAUUGUCAUUAACCGACUUGGUGUAAGAAGCGCACUGAUUAAGACUUUCUUUAGGUCGAUAUUACCAAUCCCACUCUCAGCUGCUCUGGCCUUCUUCAAUGUGUUGACUGUCAGAAGUGAGGAGUCAGAAGAUGGGAUCCAAGUGUUUGAUUCCAGUGGAAAUCCUGUCGGCCUCUCUAAAGCAGCGGGGGAAAAGGCUGUGAGGGAAACCGCAUUGUCAAGAGCGGUACUGUUUGGAACCACCGCUGCUCUUCCUAAUCUCCUGGUGUUGCUCUUACAGAGAACAAGACUUUUCCAGAGGAACUCUCUGCUGGCCGCUCCUCUCCGUCACAUAAGUGUUGCAUUUAUCCUGGGCUUGAUGAUCCCCAUCUCGUUCAGUCUCUUUCCACAACUGGGAACGAUAAAGAAGGAAAACGUGGAGGAGCAGCUGCAGGCUGCAGCGGGGGAUGGACAGUUAUAUUACCAUAGAGGACUGUGAGGACUGUGAGGACUCUGAUGAGCUGUCGAUACAAAAUCAACCAAAACAUAUGUUGCCAUUACUGGAUAGCUUGAUAAUAAAUGUUUAACGUCAUGCAGCUGAAAAUGUACAAUGCAUGUGAGCCUUUUCUCCCAGUUUUCAUGGGAAAUAUUUUGUUUAAAACACACAUUAAAACAGGAAAGAAGCGACUUUUUGAUAGUAAAUUUAUUUAGCUGGAAUAUUAUGUGUUUUCAUAGAUAGGAAAUAUUACAUCAAUUCAUGAAAAUACAUUUAGUUUUCAAAGUUACAUGAGCAUCUCUAUGUAUUGUACUCUCUGUCUUCUCUGAAAUACUGAGGCACAAAACCAUCCAUUUGGCAAUGUGGUUGAAAUAUACUCACCUGUAAAAUAACAGCGCUAAUUAUACAUUUAAAAAAAAAAAAAAAAGACAGUAAGACUCACAUAAUGCAGAAUAAAUCAAUGUGGACAUGGAAGCACCUAUCGUUAUUUGAUCGGUUGCUGAUUGAUGAGGAAUAGCUCUUUUUCAACCGA
Molecule: messenger RNA, 1630 nt
Organism: Sebastes umbrosus (honeycomb rockfish)
Lineage: Eukaryota; Metazoa; Chordata; Actinopteri; Perciformes; Sebastidae
Gene: sfxn4
Product: sideroflexin 4
Exons: 14
Coding region: 157-1101 (314 amino acids)
Biological process (GO): mitochondrial transmembrane transport; monoatomic ion transport
Cellular component (GO): mitochondrial inner membrane
Molecular function (GO): monoatomic ion transmembrane transporter activity
Source: RefSeq, a predicted model, not a curated record